UGACACAUAAUCUCACUGUUCAAUUUUGCAUUCCGGUAACAAACAAACAACAAAUCGAGACCUCUUUCUUCUUCUCUGUGCUUCCUUAUUACGUUACGCCUAUCAAUUCGUCUCCAGAUCGCAGAUCUCGUCUUCGAGGAAGCCUGCGUGCGUGCGUGCUAGAUAUUCUCCACCUUUUAAUUCUAGAUCUAUCGUUGAAUCUCUUCACUCGUUCGUUCGUUCGGUUCGGUGUCUAUUGUUUUGCAGUGAGAGGUAUAAGCAGAGCUGAUUCCUGGAACCAACCAUGAUGUCCUUCGAAAUGAAUGACCGCAAAAAAAUUGGGUUAGGGCUGACAGCUUUUGGAGUCUUUUUCUCCUUUUUGGGAGUAGUCUUUGUCUUUGAUAAGGGCUUACUUGCCAUGGGAAAUAUUCUUUUCAUCUCUGGGGUUAGUCUUACCAUUGGCCUCAAGUCUACCAUGCAGUUUUUCACCAAGCGUCAAAACUAUAAGGGAACAAUUUCUUUUGGGGCCGGCUUCUUCUUUGUAGUCAUUGGAUGGCCUAUCCUGGGAAUGAUGUUGGAGACCUAUGGCUUUUUUGUUCUCUUCAGUGGCUUCUGGCCAACCUUGGCAGUUUUCGCACAGAAGAUACCCGUUCUCGGUUGGAUCAUUCAGCAACCUUAUAUAAGAUCGUUCUUUGACAAGUACCGGGGCAAGCGUGUGCCCGUCUAGUCCUCGACCAAGUUGAGAGAGAAUUCACUGAGCUAGAGAUGCAGCAGAACAAACGAUUGAAAUAUUUUGGAAGGAGAGGUUUUGUAUGCUUGUCCACAACUUCUGUAGAAACGUAAACCCGUAGGAGAGAGAAAAUAGCGUGGAGCAACUUGAAGCUUUGUACUUUUAAAAGACUAACUCAGUGACUUAAUGCUGGAUUGUAAUCGUGUUUUGGUUCAACUUCUUUUUUAAUUUUUUGAUUGCAUA
Messenger RNA from Brassica rapa (field mustard), 952 nucleotides. Its product is annotated as vesicle transport protein GOT1. The record is from RefSeq and is a predicted model, not a curated record. Gene Ontology annotation, biological process: endoplasmic reticulum to Golgi vesicle-mediated transport; retrograde transport, endosome to Golgi. NCBI's taxonomy places the organism in Eukaryota, Viridiplantae, Streptophyta, Magnoliopsida, Brassicales, Brassicaceae.